Molecule: messenger RNA, 2243 nt
Organism: Panicum hallii
Lineage: Eukaryota; Viridiplantae; Streptophyta; Magnoliopsida; Poales; Poaceae
Product: aluminum-activated malate transporter 9-like
Exons: 6
Coding region: 170-1948 (592 amino acids)
Biological process (GO): malate transport
Cellular component (GO): plant-type vacuole membrane
Source: RefSeq, a predicted model, not a curated record
GACUGACAGGCACAGCGCGGCCAAGCACUAGCUGCCCAACUCGAGCGCGCAGAGCCCCAGAGCAAACGCAAGCGACCAGCUGCCCAAGUGCGAUUUGCUCCGCAUCCCCCACCGGACCCCACCCCUCGAUCCUCUAGAACCCUGCAGGACCUUCCGCCGAUCCGCCUCCAUGGCCGCCGCGCGGCCGCCGACGCCGACGCCGACACCGCCGCCUCCGGCGCGGCUGCGGUCGCUGUGGUCGACGCUGGAGGACCAGCGCGGGGCCGCGGUGCCGCUGCUCUCCUCGGCCUGGACUCUCCCGACCACCUCCGGGCAGGAGGCGGAGCGGCCAAAGGAGGGGUUUUUGCGGCGGGCCUCCGCCGCGGUGGCGCGCUGGUGGGGUGCCGCGUGCGGCGCGGUGGCGGAGCUCUGGGCGUUCGCGCGGGCCGACCCGCGGAAGCCCGUCUUCGCGGGGAAGGUCGGCGUCGCACUCGCGCUCAUCUCACUGCUCGUCUUCCUCCGGGAGCCGCGCGACAUCGUCAGCCACUCCAUCUGGGCCAUCCUCACAGUUGUCGUCGUCUUCGAGUUCAGCAUCGGUGCAACCUUAAGCAAAGGGUUUAAUAGGGGAUUGGGGACACUAACUGCUGGAGCUUUUGCUCUAGCGGUUGCAGAAUUGUCCAAAAACCUGGGAGAAUUGGAGGAAGUGAUUCUUAUAAUGAGCAUCCUUCUUGUCGCCUUUUUCACAACCUUGACAAAGCUGCAUCCGAAGAUGAAGCCAUAUGAAUAUGGGUUCCGUGUGUUCUUGUUGACGUUCUGUUAUGUUAUGGUCUCUGGGUACAACACUGGGAAGUUCACUGAUACAGCUACAAGCAGAUUUAUAUUGAUUGCUAUUGGUGCUGCUGUCAGUCUUGGUAUCAACAUAGGUGUUUACCCAAUCUGGGCAGGAGAGGAUUUGCACAACUUGAUAGCAAAGAAUUUCACUGGUGUUGCAAAAUCCUUGGAAGGUUGUGUUGAUGGAUAUCUGAAAUGCAUGGAAUACGAAAGGAUUCCUUCAAAAAUACUUGUGUACCAAGCAUCAGAUGAUCCUCUAUAUAGUGGGUACAGGGCAGCUGUUGAGGCAUCUGCACAGGAGGAAACCCUGCUUGGUUUUGCUAUAUGGGAGCCACCCCAUGGUCCUUACAAAACGAUGAACUAUCCAUGGAGGAGUUUCACCAAAGUUGGUGGAGCAUUGAGGCACUGUUCCUUUGCAGUCAUGGCGUUGCAUGGUUGCAUUCUUUCGGAAAUUCAGGCACCUCCAGAAAGCAGAAAAGUUUUUGCUGCAGAGAUUGAGAAAGUGGGGCAAGAAGGUGCUAAAGUGUUGCGUGAGCUUGGAGACAGAGUUAAGACGAUGACCAAGUUGAGUUCUUUAGAUAUUCUAUUUGAAGUCCACAUGGCAGCUGAAGAAUUGCAAAAAAAGAUUGAUGAAAAGUCAUACCUUCUGGUGAAUACUGAAAGAUGGGAUGCUAGCAAGCAGGCUCAAGGGAUCAAAGAAGUCCUGAAUGGCACCAGUGCUGUGGAAAAAGAAAACAGAAACAAAGAAAACAAGAAUGAAGGAGUGGAGCCUACCAAUGUUGAUCAAACUUUAGCGCAUCAAUCAAAGAGCUUUCUUGGGAACUCAUUUCUAAACAGAUAUGAUUCAACGUCAACAAUAGAUGGUUUUAAGCUGUCUUGGCCUCCUCGAAGAUCGUUCCAUCCAAACCUGCCACUUGAAGAUGAGGACUCCAAAACAUACGAAAGUGCAAGCGCUUUGUCCUUGGCCACAUUUGCAUCACUUUUGAUUGAGUUUGUUGCCCGGCUACAGAAUGUUGUUAACGCAUUUAAUGAGUUAAGUGAGAAGGCUAACUUUAAGGAUCCUGUGGAGGAGCCUACUGCAGUUGGCACAAGUGAUGGUGGGUUUUUCGAUAAAAUACGCAAAUUGGUAGGAUUCUAGAGUUGACACUGAUGAUGAUCCUGCAAGGUUUCAGAUAACCUUGCAAUCAUGUUUUGGCAUCCCGUUUCCGUUUUCAAAAGAAUUUUGGGGUACAGAAUGUACACUAACUUGUAAAUUUGCAAUCUGAUGGUUGCCAGUUGUAUUGCUGGGGUUCGGUUUAAGCCACAGAAGUAAUUCACUAUGGUGCAAUGCUGAUCAUAUGUCAACUGUAUUGUGUUUUCAGCGCCUUGUAAAUAAUAUUGCAUCCUGCUGAUUGCACGUAUGCAUAUCUUACGUGAAGGGUUUGUUUGAAGUA